This is a messenger RNA of Haliotis rufescens (red abalone), 2991 nucleotides long. RefSeq names its product clathrin heavy chain 1-like. Gene Ontology annotation, cellular component: clathrin complex; clathrin coat of coated pit; clathrin coat of trans-Golgi network vesicle. Gene Ontology annotation, molecular function: clathrin light chain binding; structural molecule activity. Gene Ontology annotation, biological process: receptor-mediated endocytosis; intracellular protein transport. The record is from RefSeq and is a predicted model, not a curated record. The transcript has 9 exons. Lineage: Eukaryota; Metazoa; Mollusca; Gastropoda; Lepetellida; Haliotidae. Bases 112 to 1224 code for a protein of 370 amino acids.
UGUAAAUUGUACUUCCGGUCUGGUUGCAAUUGACAUUUUGUUGAUAUAGGAAAAGAGGCAAAAGCAACCCUACAAGGAUUAACAUGGAUGUUGUAGACGACAGCAGCUAAAAUGAGCAUUGAUACACAGGAGCGAGGUCCCCCCAUCACCAUCAAUGAACUAGUGCAGUUGGCACACAUCGGGAUCCCCCCUGAGCAGGUGACAUGGAACCGGGUCACCAUGACCUCGGACCGCUGGAUCUCCGUCCGACACGGAAGCCGCGAGGAGAUCAGCAAACCAGCCAUGGUGACAGUCCUGAACCCUAAAGAUGGCUCCAUUUCGUACGCUGGACAGACAAGUGCUGAUUCCGUCCUCAUGAACCCAAGUCAGCCCAUCAUAGCACUGAAAGCGGGACUGAGGUUUGAAGUGUUUAACCUUGACACGAAGGUAAUGAUGAGCAAGACACGGCUGCACGAACCCAUUAUGUACUGGACAUGGCUCAACUCGGACGUCAUCGGCAUGGUAACCGACUCCGCAGUGUACCACUGGGACCUCUGGCAAGCUGACAGUCCACCAGAGAAGAUGUUUCUCCGACACACCCGUCUGAUGUUUAGCGAGAUCGUCAGCUACAAAGCCGACCCUGGCCUGAAAUGGCUGGCUCUUACAGGACUUAUUCCAGAGGACGAGAAGAUCACAGGGGUGACACAGCUGUACAACGUGGAUGAGGACAUUACGCAGUGUAUCAACGCUCACACGGUCUGCUUCACAAGAUACAAGUUUGACGAGAAUCCCUCGUCGUCCACAGCACUGUGUGUUGGAUCCCGGGAUGUCCAGGAUAACGGCAAGGUGUAUGUGAUAGAGCUGGGACCAUACAAGACGGGGAAUUUUGCACCGAGGAACGUGUACCACCAUGUCCAGUACCUUGACGAUUACGACCGAUAUGACUUCCCCAUCUCAUUACAGGUGUCCAGCAAGUACGGGCUGCUGUUUAUGAUCACCAAGUACGGCUACUUGUACCUGUGUGACAUGGAGACAGCCAGCUGUCUGUGCUGCACCCGAGUCUCCACGGACAUCAUUUUCGCGUCGGCUCUCAACAAUGAGACACAAGGCAUUCUGGGAGUGACCAGGGGCGGACAGGUUGUCACAAUUGAUCUGAAGAAAGAUGGCUUCAUCUCCUACCUACGAAACACAGCCAAGAAAUCCUGUUCUGCAAAACGUCUCGAGAAAGCAAUCUCAACACUGUAGCCGGUUAGCUGACCUCAGGUCAUGUGAUCACAGCUUAAAACAACAACAACCUCACCUUCACAGCUGCAAUGUCGUCUACUACAUCCGUGCACAUUGAUGUUGUCAGCAAGGACGAAUGUUUCGGUCAUCGUGCAGCAUAUUGAGUGCAGUUGGUGAAGAUGACAAAUAAAUCUCUUUGUGAACGAGGACAUAUAAACCUAUUUGAACCUCUACAGCAACUAGGUCUAGGAAUGUGUUGCCAUGGUUACAGCUGCUUGGUACAAAGUAACUCUAGUCCGAACAUGAUGUGAUGAGCUGUUGUGGGAGAUUAUCACAAAGCUAAACAAUGGCCGCCAAAGUCAGGCCUUGAUUCUGGUCAGUGAAGGCUAGUCAUUAGUCAUGUUGAUGUGAUGCUUGGUACAUCGAACUGUGAGAAUGUUUGGAUUCGUGCCCAGUCCUACAGACAUGUGAAGAGGAGAAAGGAAUCUGAUGAAAUAUAUGAACAUAGCAGUUAUGUGAAAAAGAAAAUAAUAUUUUUUUAAUCAAAGUUCAAUAACUUUGGCUGAGUCAACUAACAGCAUUGGUUGAGAAGUAUGCAUAGAGAGCAUACAGUAUUACUUUGAAUAGGGCUGUGCACUUAUAUUGUGCUGGUGGUACAAGAUGUCACUGUAUCAUACAAGGUACAUGAUACAUGAUACAUAUUACACAUAAUAACUUGAUACUUCUCAUGGUCAGACUUGCAUCCCAUCAAAUACCAAACAAACCUUUUGUAAGUUACGCUAAACAGGUUUCUGAACUUUUGUACGUAACGACAGAUUUUUAACGCUUUAUUUUCAUGAUACCGUUAUGUAGUGUGCUUCUACUGUAUGCUUGUAUCUUUUGUUGUUGCAUCGUGGCAAUAAGAAUGAUGCGGACAUGUUCAGAGAAUAGCUCAGUCCUUCAGUCUGACAGACUGCAAUGUGGAAAGUGAUCCAACACAAACAGUCUACUGUAUUCGACCCAAUAAGCGCCCAUGUCCCAAUAAGCGCCCCCCUCCCAACCUUUUCCCGGAUGCCCAAGUAAGGUUUACUCACCUGUUUUUUACAUACGGUCAAGAAUCUUUUGUAGUUGGUUAAUGAGGAGAUGUUCACCAGUAAAACGUAAGUAACAGUUUAUCUCUAGCCCCCCAGCAACAGAAGAAUAUCGAUAGGUUUACUGAUGAAUUUACGCCACUUUGACUCUGAAUUGGUCCCAAUAAGCGCCCACCCCUUCUGUCUUUAUUUUAAGCGCCCUUGGCGCUUAUUGGGUCGAAUACGGUAUUUGAAUGUGUUGAUGAAAUGUUAUUCAGAAUUUUGUAUUUCUUAACAAAAUGAAAUGAUUUUUUGAAUAUUUUUGACAAUCAAUAUACUGAUGUAGACAUAUACCAUAAAACAGGAAAUUUAUGUGUCACCAAAUUAAUGGGGGUGUCGACCCCUGACCUAAAUUCAUCUUGAAAAUCCUGCCUUUGAACUUCAAAAACUAAUCUGCAAACAAUAACACUGAGACUUUAGACAAGGAUUUACUGUUGACUGAUAGAUAUUCGAUUGAAUAAUAUCAUUUGCUAUCUUCACAAACUUUACUUCAACUGCUUGACAUAUGAUUUAUCUUCCAUGAAAUCAAAAGCAAGAAAUCCCCAAAUCAGUGUCACUUUAUUAAUGCAAGCAAGGUAUAUUUUAUUUUUUACGCAAUAAUUUCCUGCUGGCAUUAAGUUCAUGAUAUUCAGUUUAUGGUUAAGAAAGACAAAACAAAAAUAACUAGAUUUAUAUACAC